AUGGCAACUCAAGCGGUCCCUGAAGUGCUGUCUGCACCAGCCCGAACGUUUGACAAUGCUCCACUGUUCCCGGAGGAUGUGCCAACAGCACCACUCCUGCGCCUCAGUCUGGCCAAGCUAAUCGAGCGAGAUCCCGAAGAGGUGAACCGAUUCGUGCGGGCGUGCGAGGACCUCGGAUUCUUUUAUCUUGACUUGACUGGUCCGGGGGACUCUCUGCUUGCUGAUGCAGAUCAACUUUUCAAAGUCGGCGAAGAGUUGUUCGAGCUCCCGCUGGACGAGAAAAAGAAGUAUGAUUUCCAGAAAAAGAACUCGUACUUUGGAUACAAAGGCUUCGGCGCCAACGUUGUUGACCGAGAUGGUAAUCUCGACCGUAAUGAGUUCUACAAUGUGUCCAAAGAUGACAUUUUCGGAAUCAUGGAGCCCUUACCUGCCCCGGAAGUCCUCAGCUCACGACGUACCUGUUUCAAAUCGUUUAUGUCAUCAGCUCAUGGCAUAGUUACGCUGGUUCUAGAACUACUUAACGACCACCUAAAACUGCCGCCAAACACCUUGCAAGAUAUGCAUCGCCUUGAGGGCCAUUCGGGAGAUCAAGUCCGUUUCAUCAAAGCUCCACCACAGCCUAUGGACGACCGGCGAACGGCGUUGGGUGAACACACCGAUUUUGGAAGUGUGACGGUCCUCUUCAAUCGUUUAGGAGGUCUGCAGGUCCUUCCACCCGGACGCAAUGCACAAUGGUGCUACGUGAAGCCCCUCCCAAACCACGCCAUCAUCAAUCUCGGGGAUGCGAUGGUGAAAUUCACAAACGGGCUUCUAAGGUCUAACAUCCAUCGCGUGGUUUCUCCACCAGGCGAGCAGGCAGACCACACCAGAUACUCGCUGGUUUACUUCAACCGACCGGAGAACGACGUGCUGCUGAAACGUUUGGAGGGGAGCGAGAUGAUUCCGCCAUUGGAGAAGGACGCGGUCGAAGAAGAAAUAAACAGCCAGGAUUGGAUCUUGAGACGAGCACUAGGACAUCGAAUUGAACUGUUCGGCAAGGACUCUGCUUCGGAUUUUGAAAAGACUCGGGGUACGGAAGCCAUCAGCCAACGUGCUUACCUGUAA
Messenger RNA from Cladophialophora psammophila CBS 110553, 1104 nucleotides. RefSeq lists its product as uncharacterized. The transcript has 2 exons. The record is from RefSeq and is a predicted model, not a curated record. NCBI's taxonomy places the organism in Eukaryota, Fungi, Ascomycota, Eurotiomycetes, Chaetothyriales, Herpotrichiellaceae. Gene Ontology annotation, molecular function: dioxygenase activity. The coding region runs from base 1 to 1104 and encodes 367 amino acids.